UUUAGUCAUUUUUCAGUCGCAACAAAAACCCUAGCUCUUGGCUUUCCCUAUAUCAGUAUAUCGUCUCUUGCUCUCUAACUUCUCUCUCGGAAGAACGCUCCGCCUCACAGAUCUAAAGUCUGAGCGAAACGUUUUUCUGGAACAGCCAUGGCUCUGGUUUUGCAUGCAGGGAAGACAAACAAAAAUGGUUACAAGGCACUCAUUACUGCAGAGUAUACUGGUGUGAAAGUUGAACUUGCACCUAACUUUGACAUGGGUGUCUCAAACAAAACUCCUGAAUAUUUGAAGUUAAACCCUAUUGGGAAGGUUCCGCUGUUGGUAACACCGGAUGGUCCCAUUUUUGAGAGUAACGCUAUUGCUCGCUAUGUUGCACGCUUGAAAGCUGAUAAUCCUCUGUAUGGUUGUUCUCUGAUUGAUUAUGCCCAUAUCGAGCAAUGGAUUGAUUUUGGAUCCAUGGAGAUUGAUGCUAACAUAAGCAAGUGGUACUAUCCAAGACUGGGAUAUGGCGUGUAUCUUCCUCCAGCUGAGGAAGCUGCGAUUUCUGCAUUGAAGAGAGCACUAGGUGCCUUGAACACCCAUAUUGCUUCAAACACAUACCUAGGGCAUUCUGUAACCCUUGCUGACAUUGUUGUCGUAUGCAAUUUGUACGUGGGGUUCGCCAACGUCAUGACUAAGAGCUUCACUUCAGAGUUUCCGCAUGUUGAGAGAUACUUCUGGACCCUGGUCAAUCAACCAAACUUCAAAAAGGUACUGGGUGAUGUUGAGCAGGCUGUUUCAGUUCCACCAGUUGCAUCUGCAAAGAAGCCUGCCCAGCCUGCUAAGGGCAAGAUCAAGGAGGAGCCCAAGAAAGAAGCCAAAAAGGAGCCGGCAAAACCCAAAGCAGAAGCUGCUGAGGAAGUGGAAGAGGCUCCAAAGCCAAAACCCAAGAAUCCUCUUGAUCUGCUUCCCCCAAGUAAGAUGGUUUUGGAUGACUGGAAGAGACUGUACUCUAACACAAAGAGCAACUUCCGUGAGGUUGCUAUUAAAGGAUUCUGGGACAUGUACGACCCUGAAGGAUACUCUCUUUGGUUCUGUGAGUACAAGUACAAUGAUGAGAAUACAGUUUCCUUCGUGACACUGAACAAGGUCGGUGGAUUCCUUCAGCGGAUGGAUCUGGCCCGCAAGUAUGCCUUUGGGAAGAUGCUUGUGAUUGGCUCAGAGGCACCAUUCAAGGUGAAGGGGCUGUGGCUCUUCCGUGGGCAAGAAAUUCCCAAAUUCGUGAUGUAUGAGUGCUACGAUAUGGAGCUCUACAGCUGGACAAAGGUUGACAUUUCAGAUGAAAACCAAAAGGAGCGUGUCAACCAGAUGAUCGAAGACCAGGAGCCGUUCGAGGGAGAGGCUCUUUUGGACGCCAAGUGCUUCAAGUGAAAAUGUCUAAAUUCCUUCACCGGAAAGGGGUGUGUUUUUGGUCGGUCUGAUCUUUUUUUGUUAGGGUUUCUCUCUGCGAGUGACCAAGUAUAACUUAUAAUCCAUGUUAUUGCAAUUUAAUUUUGGAGAAUGGUUUAGACAUAAAAUUCCUUGUGAUAGCGACAUCUAAUGUUUAUUUUUAUUGUGAUUUGAUUUCGUUACCUAC
Messenger RNA from Malus domestica (apple), 1612 nucleotides. RefSeq names its product elongation factor 1-gamma. Gene Ontology annotation, biological process: translational elongation. The record is from RefSeq and is a predicted model, not a curated record. Gene Ontology annotation, molecular function: glutathione transferase activity; translation elongation factor activity. NCBI's taxonomy places the organism in Eukaryota, Viridiplantae, Streptophyta, Magnoliopsida, Rosales, Rosaceae.